AUUCUUGUCAUUGGUGUCCUUUGUGUGGUCACAGUUGAGGUAGACUUUCCAAGCCUCCCAGUGGCAGCCAUUAGCGCGUCACCGCCAUUGCACAGUUGUGUUGUCAAAACGGUGGAAGAUUUUGUUUUAUUAUUGUUAUUAAAGAAGAUUGUGACCGUUGUAAUGAUGCGUGACAUUUCCGAUCGUUCGCUUUUGUGAGAGUUGCAAUCUCGGUGAAAGACUGUUAAGGAUAACGGGAGUUGACCUUCAAGGAUAUUGGAUUAUCCUUUGGGUCGCGAUUAAAGUGCUGACUGUUUGUAAACAUCAAAGUGACAACAGACUUUAAUAACUGUGAAGGAAUCAUCGAUUACUCAUUUUAUUUUGUGAUGCACUCAUUCGCGACAAUUCAAGAAGGCAUCGAACAAGAAAUAUCGCGAAUGCUUCCUGCUUUUAAUACUGUCAAUUCGCGACGAAAAGGAUAUUUCAAACAUCCAAGUAAAAUGUUCAAAAACUUUCCGGCCACAAAAGGGGUCUUAAGUGCUUUUAAAUUAAAUUGAAGUGGUCAUUUAGGUUUUUAAAGGAUCCUAAGUGUUUUCUUCACCCUUAUUGAUAAACAAAAAGCAUCUACGUCAAAGAGCUUUUCUUGACCACAUCCUCGAUUUUUGUGGUCCGGUUUAAUCAAUAAGUCUCGUUUGUGUUAAUUUUUAUUUGUUACCAGACAUAAAACGAGAAAAAAAUGAAGUUGUUGGAAAGUACCCGAUUUGAAGAAAUUAACAGAGCACUUGUCAUAGAUUCUGGUGACAGCAAAAUUGUCGGCAGAAUUGAAAGCUACUCCUGUAAAAUGGCUGGUGAUGCAAAACAGCUGUACAAAAGAUUCAACUCUGCUCAGGGAGUUACUCCACAUGACUUGCAAGCUCUUUCACCUCCACAAACAGCAAUGGGGAUUUCACCAAGCCAGUACAGCCGCAGCAUCUCUGGUGAUGAAGAUGGUCCUCUUUGUGAUACAAUAAGUCGCAAAACAUUGUUCUACCUCAUUGCUACUCUCAAUGCUGCGUUUUAUCCCGAUUAUGAUUUUUCAAAUGCCAAAAGUCAUGAAUUCAGCAAAGAGCCUAGCUUGCAGUGGGUGACGAACGCAGUGGAUAGUAACUUGAAUGCCACUGCAGGAGAACAUUAUCCUGCGUUGCAAACUCAGCUUUGGUCUGCCAUUGAUGAAGAAAUUUCCAUGGUAGAUUGUGACAUUUACAGUUACAAUCCAGAUCUGGUUUCUGAUCCUUAUGGUGAAGAUGGAUGCCUCUGGUCAUUCAAUUAUUUCUUCUACAAUAAGAAACUGAAGCGCAUUGUGUUCUUCACCUGCCGUGCUGUAAAUCCAAUUUAUGCCAUGGACUCAGGUUUUGCAAACGACUUUGCUAUGGAAGAUGAUGAUGAGACCUACUAAAAGAUUGGUCUCCAUUGAGAGCUGCCAAAUGUGCCUUUCAUUUGAGAAACUUCAAGUUAGACAAGGACGGCAGCUCCUGUUAAUCUAAAGAAAUGAAAGGAGAAGUUGGUGUUGUUAAAACAAAGAUCUUGCUUUCUCUUUCUUUUGAAAUAUAUACAUUUCUUUUUGUAUUUGUGUAGAGAUUUACUCUGGUAGAGCUGUCACUAAACUGAUACUGAUUUUUCUUCUCUUGAUGUUCUGUCAUCUUGGUCAGUGAAUGUGUAGCAGUCAUUUUAUUGUGUUCUGAAGGAUGUACAAGAGCAAACAGUAGUAUUUAUAGGUUUCAUCUUAAAUUCUGGAAAGCAAUACUCAAUUUAUUUCCAGUACUUAAGAGAAAAUGAUAAAAAUAUAUCACUUUAUAUUUCUGGAGUAUUUGUAUUUUAAAGAUGGUCUGAUGUUUUCAUAAUGCAUAACUUUUAUCUAAAAUGUUAUUAAAACGCUAAUGUUUAAAUUUUAUGUACAGUAGAAUUAGAAUUUUUAACUUGGCUGUUAAAUAUUUUAGAUUAAGUUCUCACCAAUUGUUGGCCUUUGAGCCAUUGAAGGCUGUGAGCCAUGUAGAUCAGCCAGACUUCAUCUCAUUAUAAUUUUUUGAGUGUUAUUUAGUAAAUGACCUUUAAUCACCUUCAUUUGGGCAGCUGUCCAAGUUUUAACGAAGCUACUGUGCAUCCCACCACCCUAGUCUUAGUUAGUCCAAGAGAUGUUUUGUUUGUGUAUUAUUUUUUAUACACUUUAUUUGGAGGUAUGGUAUCUUAACUUGCUUCUAUUUAAGAUGAAGAUUUUUAAUUAUCAACUAGUUUCUAAGGAUGAAGGUACCUAAUGUAGAUCUCAUUUCAUCCAUUUUGUCACUCUUAAUAGCAUAAAAACAAUAUUUACUCUGUAGGAAAUAAAAAUAAAAAUCCAGGAGAUUCUAUGCUUGGAUUAUUAUUAUUGCACUGCUCACACUGUGGCAAACAGACUACAUUUCAUCUGCAAGAUACCACAUACUCAUAAGUAUUACUACAAUUUAAGAAAAUUGUACAUAGCAGUCCUGUGCAAUGUUUUUCCAUUUCUGCACGCUAGAUUUUGUUGUGUAUUUAUAGGUCUUCAUUAAAAGUGAAGUAAAUAUGAAUCAAACUUUGAGUGCUCAGAUGGGACUAUUUAAGUACUACAUUUUAUUCUUGUGUAGAUACUUAUUUUUGUAAUGCAUCUUUGAUUUCCUUUUAUGUAUUGUGCUGCCACCGAAGAGGACCCCUUAUGAAUUUUCUUCACAUACUAAAUAUUGCAGGUUGGCAUUGGAAGCAGUGCAAAUGACUGUCCAUAUUUCCACAGAAAGUACAAAUGAAGUGAUAUAAUAGUUCACUUGAUUUAGCAGCAUUCUAAGCCAUAAAACUGACUUAAAUUGUAUUAUAUGAAGGCACAUUUCUUACAAUGCUAUGUAAAAUAUAAAGUUAUUACUAUCAUGUAUUUUGUUCAUUUCAUAUUUUCAUUGAUGUUAGGAAUAAUGAGUUAGCAAAUUGCUUUGCAGACAUUUUUAUUUACAAACAUGCUCUUUGAUUGCAACAAUUCCACAAAUCCAAAUUGCAGUCUCAAGACUUGCAUGUGUUAAAUGAAGGUGUUCACAUCACCUAGCUGGUAUUCAAUGAGUUAGAAAACUUGCAAUUGUGAUUCAUUUCAAAAUGAGUAUUAGUAAUACUUGUUGGAAGUUCAUGGGCAAUGAUUGAAAAGUCUAUUUUUUGUAAAAAAUGCUUCCUUAAUUUUUGUUUUGAAAUUGCUCACUGCCCUCACCAAUUAUAUUGAGUUGCUGAAGAGAUUCGUAUGAAACAAGAAUGAUUGAAAAACAGCAUUCAAGAAUCUAUUUUUAUGCAAAUGUUUGUGUCAUGUGUACAGACAAUUUGUGAGAUUAUCUUCAGUGAAUCCCUUAUUGAAGGUCUUGGGCAAUAAAAUUAGCAUAAGAAUUUUCAAGUAACUUCCAGCAAUUGCAGCCUAGUUUCUUGUAUUGGUGAUUAUUUCUUCAAGAAGCCACAUAAGAAUUGAAUCACUCGAGCCACAAAGAAAUUCAACUGUUGAAAUCUGCAAUCAUAGUCAUUGACCUCACUGUCCUAGAACUGUCAUUGCUUGAGAUUGACAUCAUUGCAUUCUUCAUAUUCAUCUUGCUUCAGUUACAAAUACACAUUAGGCAGUAAGUGGAGAGUAUUCUGAUUGCAAUAGGUGAUACUAAUCUCAUUCUUAGGUACAGUAAAUACAUGUUAUAUACAUAUGUAAAUAGAAAUAAUAUAUAUUGUUAUUGAGAUGCGUCAAAAAUAUUUCUGCUGGACUUUUAACUUGAUUUUGGACGAAGUGAUCUAUCACUAUUGAAAAAAAUAAUUACUUAAUAACACAAUUUUAAAGUAAUUCUUAAAUUUUAAAGUGUCAAUGAGGGAGAGAAACAUGAUGUAAUGUAUCCCUGAAAAUAAUAAUUUAUUAAAAAUUAAACAUCCAACAAAUCGACAAAGCAUGUUUAAUUGCAAUUUUCACCCAGUUACCCAACACUCAACGGAAAGCUAAUUGUUGAAUUUUAUUUGUCUUAUAUACAUAUUAGUAAAAAACUUGGCUAAUUCUCCAUUCUGCCACCAGGAAACAUAUGCCCAAUUGUAGAAUCAAGUUUCUAUCUAAAAAGUUCCAGUUUUGGCUAAAAAAUGCUUUUUGUGGAAACCUGUUACUUUAAAAUGUGGACUUCUCUUGCCAUGAAUUACUAUACAUAUACUCUGAAUCCACAUUUUAGAAGGUCUUUAAUAACAAGUUUUUACUUUCUCAUACAUGUACUUAUAUACAGAAUAACAUAUAUAGUACAGAGAAAGUUAUGUAGUGCUGCAGAAAAUCGAUUUCAAUAGAAAUACAUGUUUUUGGUCAACUGAUACUGAAAAAG
Gryllus bimaculatus (two-spotted cricket) is the source of this 4337-nucleotide messenger RNA. The record is from the annotation of a GenBank genome assembly. NCBI's taxonomy places the organism in Eukaryota, Metazoa, Arthropoda, Insecta, Orthoptera, Gryllidae.